CUGAUCUUCGGUAUGGUCCUCCAGACCAGUCAGAGGGCCAACCUGGCUCGAAUCAUGAAGUCGUUUCCAAGCACCGAGUUACUUGACAGUCUCAUCCAGGACUUCUUUGCGCGUCAGAGUGAACAGGUUGAUUCGUGGAUCCACGGACCAACAUUUCACCUAAACGAGGAGAGCCCGGAUAUGGUUGGUAUUGUUGCUGCUGCUGGUGCUGUGAAGUCGCCUAUACCGACUAUUCGGAAGCUGGGCUAUGCGCUCAUGGAGGUCGUCCGAUUGCAGAUGUCUACAAAGGUAUGCCGUUGACCUCACAUAUCUGAAGUAUCCAUGUCUGACAUUGGCUGUAGUAUGAAAACGAUAACACUACGAUCCGGCAUCUGCGAGCCUCGCAAACAUUCGCUUUGGUCAUUGACGUUGGUAUCUGGAGCGGGAGUGGUCGACGGACAGAAAUCGCAGAGAGCUUUCAACAGCCCUUGUUAACGGUGCGUAUUCGUAGGCGUGUUCGUGCACUUUAUUAAUCUGACUGUGUAGAUGCUGCGCCGGGGGCUUCGAUUUCGACGAUCGUUGUACUCUUGCAUUAUACCGGGCCUGGACGAUACACAUGAAGCCCUCGAGCGAAAGUGGCGGGAGUGGGCGGAACAAGAGUCGUUUAAGAGGCUUGUCCAUCAUCUCCUCCUGCACGAUGCGCAGUCGUCCUUGAUGCUCAACAUCAACCCUCUUAUUUCUUAUGCCGACCUGGAGCUGCCAUUCCCCAUGAUCCGCCCGUUGUGGGAGGCGAAGACGGCUGUAGAAUGGAGGGACAUCUACCUAGCCACUGCAUCCCCUGGCCCAGAGCGGCUGCCAUCGCUGGUCGAUGUCUUACGGGACAUGUCGCAGUGGCAAGGACGGAUCGACUACCAGCUGUCCGGCAGCGUCAUCCUCCACGGCAUGUCGGCUCUGAUCAACGAAUACCACCGCCUGAAGUUCAUCUCGCAAGGCGACUCAAAGCACUGGAACGCGCUGGUGAUCAACUCGCGACAGCAGGAACUGUCGCAGGUUCUGCAGCAUUUCCGAAUGAUCAGCUACGAGUGGGGCAACAUGCCCGGCCCCCAAAUCUCACUCAUCUAUGAAGUCAUCUCAAUGUUCCUCUUCAUGUCGCUGGAAGAACUGCAGCUCUUCGCAGGAAAAGAAGACAAGAAAGAAGCCCGCCGAGUGUACCACAGCGCGCUUCAAUGGAUAAACAGCGUCGACUCCCGCCGAGCCAUCUGGCACGCGGGCCAAGUAAUCCGCGCAGCGAAAUCCAUGGCUCCGGGGUCGCUGACGGGGUUCUUGGCCGUGGGAGUGUACUACGCUAGUCUCGCCUUUUGGUCGUAUAGCGUGGUCUCCAAGGCGCGUGACUCGAAGAUGGCGGCCGCCACCACGGCGAGUCCGAACUCGGAUUCCCAUUCGGCGUCGGCGAAUAACAACAGUAGCCUACGCGACCGAUACCCGAUGGUUUUCCUCGACGGCGAAGAAUCCACGGACGUGCACAAAUUCAUCUCGCUGGGCCGCGGAUGUCCAGCCCUGCAGGGAGUCCAUGGGCCCGCCGUCGUUGCUGAUCCAGGACGGGUGAUGGACGUGGCGCAGAGUCUCUUGCGCGCAGAUGCACCUCACGAUGCGCUCCCACCGCUGGUGCAAGGGUUGUGUCAGUUGAUGGACGACUUGGGAAGCGCGGCGCGAUCGAGUGUCGCCGCCGUCGCGUAAACCGAACAAAGUGGAAAUCAUGGAAGCCUGAAGCAACGAAGCCAUGGAAUUAAUGCGGCCCACGUUUUGUACUAUAGAUGAGAUUAGAUUAACUUUUCCGUUUGGAGCGAGGCUUUCGGGGCAAACCCACGGAUCUGGAAUUCUAGGCUCGCGGCGCUGAUUCUGUUUGCUAAGAGCCAAGACCCUCCGUCUCACGCAAUACGAGUCCCCUGCAGCCCUGAUUUGCCUGCCCGGAUCGUGGCCAA
Aspergillus calidoustus is the source of this 1961-nucleotide messenger RNA. The record is from the annotation of a GenBank genome assembly. NCBI's taxonomy places the organism in Eukaryota, Fungi, Ascomycota, Eurotiomycetes, Eurotiales, Aspergillaceae.